AUGGAGGAAGACAACCAUGACAGCUACGAGAGCAUGGAAGAAGAGAACCAAGAAGACUACGAAAGCAUGGAGGAGGACAGCCAUGAUGGCUACGAGGAAAUGGAGGACGAGGUUCAGGAGAGCAGUGCUGCCAUGGAGGUAGAGAGCGUGGGAGACCACUCGUCCACAGAGGACUGGGAAACUCGAAGCGACAACAUGCCACUAAUGGACGACGAGGACUCGAACAACACCAACUCGAACGUUUGGGUCUACGCCAAGCACCUUCAAACUCCAGGGGCCUUUCAACAGGGAUCUUAUAUUUCGCUGUGCAGGUUCACGGAAUACGAGGCAGACUAUCCUUCGGGCUCAUGGAAGGCAAUUCACGAGCAGCCUGUAUUUGGAACCAUCAAGGACCUCAAGUCUGUCUCUAUAGACUUUGAGGAUGAAGAGCAUGGCUUGGAUCUGGAAACGAAUACCAGCUGCCACAACAAGAGACCGAGAAUGGGUUAUCUGCCGGAAUUCGCGUCAAAGUCUCUCCUGGUCGCCACGUCCGACAAUGGCUUCUUGACAUUCUUGGCGUUCCAUUAUGAUACUGAGCAGCAGAACCCUGAGGACCGCGGUCACUUUUACGCCGUAAAGAAGAUAUAUAUCACAGAACCGGGUCAUGACUCUUCAGAGAUGGGAGCGAAAAUUGCCCUAGACCCAACGUCUAAUGUGAUAGCUGUUUCUGGGAUUCAGGGUCACAUCAAGUUGUUCUUUCUCAGGAGAACAAAAAGAUCGAGCUUCGACCCUAUUGAGAUGAUUUCAUCCAUCAAGGUCGAAGGAACAAUCAUUGCUAUGGACUUUCUCUACGUGGAUCGAAAUGCGACGCUCGUUACUGCCAUCCUAGGGGUCUUGUACUUCAACACUGCAUCAGAGAAACACUACAUCUCGACGUUCCACAUCGGACCAUCAUACCUUGACCAGGAGCCACCUAUAUACGUCGGCACGAGUGAGAUUGGAUCUAACUACCUUCUUUCUGUGCUCCUGCUGAAGGGUUUGCCGGAUCUCCCGUACUGUAUGGUCUAUGUCGACGAGGAGAGUAUUACUUACGUGACGACGGAACAGCUGACGGCACCGAGUGGGACCACAACAAUCAACCACACUCAUCACAAACCACUAAAGCUGUUGAAAAAGGAGUCUCGUGUGAACAGGAGUACAACGGACGACGCAGACGACUACAAGGACACGUACCCGCUUAUAUCUGCAUGCGCAACACCUCCCAGAUCAAACUCCCUGGAUGGUCAGCAGACGCUUUAUCUUGGAAGCGAUUCUGCCGACUUUUUCCGCGUCAACAUUAACGGGCACAACAACACCAUAUAUUUCGAAUUGGAUGCAGGAGAACGGCCGAUUGGACGCGUAUUGGAGGUGAUUGGAGGAAGCCGUUCUGUGCACCAGAGGGCAGAGUCAGGUCCAGACCAACCUCUCCACACGGAUUUCUUACUCUAUUCUAGUGAUCAUGGAAACGGGAGCAUUUUGAGUGUCAAGGAAGAGGAGGAAGGUACUAUCGGCGUCUUUGCAGUCUCAGAGCUGUUGAAUGACGCGCCGGUCCUAGACUUUUGUGCCGACGAACCAGCACUUCCAGGACGGGACUCUUUAUUUGCUUGCUCAGGGAUGAAGAGCGAGGGAUGCAUCAAACGAGUUCGGUCAGGGAUUCUCGUGGAAAGCUCAGGGAGUAGUGGACACCAGCUUUUUGCAGGAGCAACAGGAGUAUGGAACGUAAAGGCAAAACGGAAAGAUCUCUUUGACUCUUUCUUGGUGGUAUCGUUCAUUAAGUCCACAAAGUUAAUGAGAGUUAGCGAGCAAGGUGACAAGUGCGAAUGGACACCUAGGGACGGAGUUCUAACUUCAGCUAGCUGGGCAAAGGAAGGUACUCUGGUUCUCGGACAAAUCUCGUCAGGAGGCAGCAGCCUCAUCGUACUCGAGUUGGGGCAGAACUCUGACGAUUCAAAGGCAAAGGCAAAGGGAAAGGUAGAGUCGGCGUCACAUUCCUUCAGAGUGAUCACCCUAAAGUCCAUGAACGCUGAACCAACCACAAUCCAUUGCUGGACCGAGUCGAGUCCGGUUCAACCAGAGACAGAGCUUGGCGACAUUUCGACUGAAGUUCUAUGCUGCGUCGGAACGUUGGAGCCCGCCAUCUAUGUGUUCCGCAUGCAUCAGGAACUCAUAGAGGAGAUUUACACAGAAUCGUUUGCUCAAAGGCGCGAGGAUGUUGCAGUCCCACAUUCAAUUGCAGUUCUGAGGAAUGGCGAAGGUCUCCAAAGGAUUCUGGUCGGACUCCGGAACGGAAGCGUAGUUGUUUACGAGUGGAACCGACUGAGGCAUCCUGACCUUUUACACUCCAGCCUAUCGAUGCCUGAACGAAUCAUGUCGCUGCCAAGGAAAUUCGACCUCGGUAUAAUGCCAGUCAAGUUUGCGUACUCUGAUGAGCCUCUACUCUCGAGAACUCUUAUUUUGUCCGACAAAAUCUGGCAGGCUAGCUUCGACAACGAGUUUGAAGUCCAGCUCAUUCUCUUUGACAACGAGGUUUCAGAAGCGUGUGCCUUUGAGUAUCAAGACUCUGAGUAUCCAACCAGGCCAGGAUUCGUCUUUAUUGUAGAUCACCAAGAUCUUCAACUGGUUACCUUGGAAGGAAAGAGGAAAUACGAUUCCCAGACGCUUCCUCUGGGUCAUACACCUCGAAGGCUUCUCGAUAUCACAUCCAAGGGACUAAUGCUAGCUGCAAGUGUCGGGAAUGGAUUUCCGUUUGCAGUAUCCGUGUUACAGCUCAUUGAUCCCGCGAGAGUGUCGAGCGAACCAGGGUCGGAAAUGCAACAUGUGGUCGCCGAGCUGUCGAUAAAACAAGGAGAGGGAGUGUUUUACUUGGCAGAGUGGAAGCUUCCCAGCAAGGUGCUCAUUUGUGUGGGAACUGGAAUCUUCUCGCCCACAGGAGCAGCAGCAUCUGCCGCCUCUCCCAGGACCGGACGUCUCCUUAUCUUGUCGAUCAAGCACUCAAAGUCGCAAGGAUACAGCCUUGUGGAAGAAUUGGCUAUGGACAUGUCGUUGCCCGUCUUUGCGAUUUCUCCAUUCCUGGACAACAAGAUUUUGGUCUCCAGCGGACCUACGCUGAAACUCUUUGCUCUUUCAUCAAGUGAAAACUCGUUGGUGGAGAAGGCUACUGCCCGUGAACGAUGGCCUAUUGUCCAGAUAUCGAGUCAAGGCAAGAUGAUUAUCACUGGAUCCCGAGGAGAGUCGAUCAACUUUUACGAAUAUGAAGCCGGGAGCGGCGAGCAUAGUUUCGACAAGCUCAGAUUCUUCAGAAGCGCUCGCUCGGCGAGGCAGGUUUCUGACUGCUUGGCCAUCUCUCCAGAGCUGGCAGUUGGUGUUGACUUGAGCGGUAGUAUUUUCGGUGUUGGAUACACUCCUGGCGUGGUCGAUCGUCAGUACUCUCUCGUGGACCAAUUUUCGUUCCACAUGGGCGAAAUCGUGAAUCGGAUCCGGCUUGCAAAACUGUGGUUGGAUGAUGGGCGGUCGCUGACCGGUGUACCCAUGCCGCACUCAGUGUUGAAGGACACCGCGUCACCAGCAUCAACAGCUUUGAUACGUCCGCCUUCCUUUGUAUCACUGCUGAAGCCCUUUAUUCUCAUCCCAUGGUCACCAUUCGACAACAGCGAGUCGUACACCGAUAUCACGACCUCCACAACAAAGACACCGUCUCCAUCAUCUCAGGCUCUGAUCGGUUAUUCAAUAGUUGGGAGCAUCAUUGGGAUCUGGAGACUGUCACCACCACUCUACGACAUCCUCAAGGCCCUUCAACAGGUCAUGGCGACUUUUUAUGACUCUCGGCCAGUCCUUGGUCCGAGCCAUGGAGUUUACAGAAGCCAAAACCAACCGACAAAGGCGUUUCAUACCAUCGAUGGAGAUUUGAUCGAUAGAUUCUUGGCACUCGACCAUGCUGUUCAGAUUGAAGUUGUGGAUUACGCCAUUCGGUUAGAGGGGAUGAUUGAGGAGUGGAUCCGGAACUGUGACGCCGAUAGCGACGUUGCUGGUGGUGGUGGCGGUGGCGUUUUGGCAGCCGCAUUGGAACGCGAAUUCAGGACGACAAUCUGUAGCGACGAUCAUCCGACCGGAAGAAAGUGUGUGGAUCAUGCCAACAUCCGUCGAUUGCGUUACUUGAACGACAAGGGACGUCCUAUCGAUGUUGAUCAUCUUGAAGUCGACGACGACGGUGAUGAAAGGUCUUGUUGGAGGCAGGAGGAGAAUGGAAGACCAGUGGAUAUCUUCCGUGUCCCCUGCAGAGCCAUCCACGUCCUUUGUAGCGUUUUGCGUUUUCUUCGCAGUCUGGACUGGCACCAAUAA
Messenger RNA from Linnemannia hyalina, 4356 nucleotides. NCBI's taxonomy places the organism in Eukaryota, Fungi, Mortierellomycota, Mortierellomycetes, Mortierellales, Mortierellaceae. The record is from the annotation of a GenBank genome assembly.